Paramecium pentaurelia is the source of this 4106-nucleotide messenger RNA. The record is from the annotation of a GenBank genome assembly. NCBI's taxonomy places the organism in Eukaryota, Ciliophora, Oligohymenophorea, Peniculida, Parameciidae.
AUGUUUCAUUCUUAUAUCAAUUAUGUAAUAAGAACUUAAGCAAGCUUAUUAUAUAUAUAAUCCUCUUUAAGUUCUAUAUAUAUUCAAUAGUUUUUAGGCGAUUAAAACACCUUAACUAAUUCUUCAAAUACCUUUGUUGUUAUAUCAUCUGAAACCUUAAAAUUGUUAAAUUACACAAUUAAGUAUUAAAAUUGGUUAAACAAGGAUUUGUGGAUCAAAUAUUAUGAUCUAAAAUUGGAUGAUAAUAAUAAUCAAGAAGAUUUUAAUAAAAUUAUUUUUUCUACAUUAAAACUAAACAAUUAAGGUGGAGCAGGAAAAUUACAUACUUCAAUAUUUUUCUGUAUUGAUUGUUUUUUUGAUCACAUACUAGCUCAGGAAGGGUUUUUAUUUGAUAUCACAACAUCUGGUUAAGGUGUAAUUAAUUUAGUAAAUUUAACAGUUAAUUAUGCAGAAAAUAAUCUGGAAUCAACAGAAAAAUAUUAUGGAUGUUUAAAAAUCGAUUCAUCUAAUGGUUAAUUAAAUUUGAAUCUAAAAAAUGCAAUAUUUUAAUAUGUUUAAAAUAGGAUGGCAACUUCAAUAUUAACUGUUUUUCCUUCAAAAAUUCAAAAUUUAAUAACUAUAGAAAAUGUAAAAAUUAUAGAUUGUUUAUCUUUGUUUAAUUAAAUUAUGAAUAUUCAAUUUUCUUAAUUAAUAACUAAUAAAAAUUUAGUAUUCAUAAAAAAUUUAACUAUUAUUUAAAAUUUAUAAAUUUGGAAUACAUAUUUUACUUAGAUUAAAAUUUUAUCAAAUGAAGAAUUAAAUGAAAUUGUAUAAAAUAACAAUGCAUUAAUAUUUAUGGAGAAUUGCAAUAUACAAUUAAAAGGGUUAAUCAUAGAAGGUGUAUUUAUUUCACCUAUAAUGAAAUUUAUUAAUAUUCCUAGACUCUAAAUAGAAUUAUUGAGAAUUUAAAAUAUUAUAAUAUUUUAUUAAUUUACAUUAAUACAUGUAAUGUAAAUAGCAAAUAUAAAAUCAAUAAUAAAGUUUCAAGAAAUUGAUAUUUAGAAUGUUUCAAUAUAUGAAGUUUUAGAAGAAUCUAAUAUUCAUACUAAUAAUGAUAAAAAUAAUACAAUUUUAAUUCAUCCAUUAAGAAAGCCAUCUUUAUAAAACUUUUUAAAUGAGAAUGCCAAAUUAUUUCAAUUGAAUAGUUUAUAAUUUGGUUCUAUAUUCAAUUUUAAAAGUUUAUCAACUUAAAGUUUCUUUUACUUUGAUAGAAUUAAAUUAAUGAAAAAUAAUUGCUAACAUUGUGAAAAAGGAUUAAUGUAUUUUGAAUUAGAAGAGUUUUAAGAGAUUAGAAUUUCAAGUUUAAAUUGUAUACAAAAUCAAAUAAAAUAAUUUGGUUGUUUGUAUUUUACCAAAAAUAAAUAUGAUUAAACUAAAAUUAUUGUUAAAAAUUCAAAUUUUUUAUUUAAUUAAGGAACUUAAGGUGUGGCUAUAACUAACAUAAACAUUUAUUUUAAGUUAAUUUCCAGUAAAAUAAUUUAAAAUACUGCAAGUGAAUUAGGAGGUGGUAUUUAUUUUGAAAUUGAUUCAAAUACUUUUAUUGUGAAUUAAUCAAUAAUUAUUUCUAAUAUUGCUAAAAUUGGAGGAGGUAUUUAUCUUAAAGGAUUGAGCAAUUUAAAUAAGAAUAAUUUUAUCAAUUCUAUAUUAUUGUUUAAUUAAGCUUUGGAACAAGGGAAUAAUGUUAUAGAAAUACCAUCUCAUUUAGCUCUGUUUAUCAAUUCUAAAGAGAUUCCUUCAACAUCUAAAAUAAUAAAUGAUAUUUAAACAAAUUAAAUGAAGUUGAAUACUUAUUAAAUACUUGAAUAAGAUUAGAUUCGUUAAUAUGAAGAGUUAAUAAUACCAAGUAAUUAAAUAAUAAAGGAUUUUUAAAUAUUUGAUAUAAGAUAAUCUAAGUAUAAAUUAUUUAUAGAAAAUAUGGAAUUGUAUUACAAAAAUAGUAGAAAUGAAUUGUUAAAAACUUUUUUUAACUUAACCUGUUUAAUUAAUUAAUCAAUUAUUAUUAAAAGUGAUUCUUAUAUUGAAAAUUAAAAAAAAAACAAAAUUGUUAAGUUUAAUAAUGAAAAAUAACAUUUUGAUUUAUCAUCAUUAUAAUUUACAUUAGAUCCAUAUUAAAAUUAUGAACAUUUAUUAAUAUCAAUAUAUUGCAAAUUUCAUGAUAAAGAAAAAGGUUUAAUGUAUCAAAUAAAGGCAAAAAGUUUAAAAUGUCAACUUGGUGAAUUUUAUGUAAAUGAAGGAUGUUAAAUUUGUUAAUCUAAUUAAGGUUUUUAUUCUGUUACUUAUAAUACUACUAAAUGUUCUAUUUUUGAUAAGACUAAGUUUUCAAAUAUUACAUCAAAUAUGAUAGAUUUAUUACCUGGAUAUUGGAGGCCUCAUAAUUUAUCUGAUUUUACAGAAGAAUGUUUUAAGAAUUAAGCAUAUUGUUAAGGAGGAUGGUUAGUUGGAUAUAAUCUUUGUAUUCCUGGACAUAUUGGUGCAUUAUGUGAAGAAUGUGAUAUAUAUGAUAUUAGAGGAUUUGGUAAUUUUUAUAAAAAUUAAUGGAAUUAAUAAUGUUAAAUAUGUUAAGAUAAAUGGGAUGGUAUCAUCUCUCUUAUACUUAUACUUAUUUGGUAAUUAAAUAAUCUAAUUUUAGGACAUUUUUAUCUAUUAUAUUAUCUUUGAGAAGUAUCAAUAGAUCAAAUAAAUUAUUUACUUAACUUAAAUUAAUUAGAAGAUAUCACAAAAUCUUAUUUAAAUUAAAUUAAGGUAAAGUAAUAUAAAAUAUUCUAGAUCAUGAAAGUAUUCUUAUAAAAUUGAUGAUAAAUUAUUUAUGGACUUUUUAAGUAAUAUUUACAUUUAAUAUCAAAUUUUCUCUAUCAUUUUAUUUUGUUGAAUAAAUUAGUAAUAGUUCCUAUUCUAUUGCUAGUAAUUAAGAUUGUCAUUUAUCUAAAAUAAGUACAAAUCCCUUAAUUUAUAUAAAACUUUUAAUGAUGAUAACAUUUAUUAUUUCAUAAUUUAAUAUUAUAUUUUUGGCAUCAUUUUGCUACUUUAAAAAAAUGAAACAUAAAUAUGAUCUCAGUAUACUCACAAAUACUCUACUUUAUUUGUAUAUUGUAAAUUAUGCAGGGUUGAUGAAAAUGUAAAAUUAUAAUAAUAUUUAUAGGUUAUCUUCAGUUCUUUCAAUUCGAGUUAUAUCAAAUAUUAAUUAUAUUUAAGGUGAUGUGACAUUGUAGUUUGGAGAUCAAAAUCAUAAAUAUUGGAUUUUUUAUUGUGUUUUACCAGGAUUAAUAUUUUUUGGGUUUCUUAUUCCUGUUUUCAUUCUAGUAUUUUUGUUAAUAAAUAGAAAUAACCUAGAUAAGAUUAAACUAAGAAAGCAUAUUUGUUAUUUACUAAAUGAAUACGAAAGUUAAAGUUACUUUUGGGAAUAAAUCAAAUAAUUAAAAAAAACUAUUAUUAUUUUUAUUUUGACUCAUUUUGAAACUUAAAUUUUAUUUAAAGCUCUUUUAUUAGGAUUAUGCUUAUUAAUUUAUUAAAUUUUAGCAAUUAAUUAAAAACCCUUUGUUAUAAAAACAUUUAAUUCUCUUGAUUUAGAAGCAGCAUAAAUUUGUUCGAUUUCAAUUUACUUAACUGCAAUUAAAUAUAUUUGUGAACAAUAAAAUAUCCAUUAUGCCACAAUUAUUCUUGAAAUAUCAAUAAUUGGAUUGUUUAUUCGACUCUUUUACUUAUUUAUGUAAAAUAUAUUUAGAAUUUACUAUAAAAAAUAUAAAAUCCCCAUUUUAGCUAAUCUAUGUGAAAUAUUUAAAUUAAUUGGGAAAAAUUUUAUUUUAACAAUAUAUUUAAAUAAAAUUUUAAGUUUUCAUAAAGAGAAAGAAUAAAGAUUAUAAAAUAAUUACUUAAAAUUAAGAAAUUAUUUAUUGUAUUUUACAAAAAUUUAAUUAAGAAAUUCAAAGUAUUGAUUUCAUUAAAUCUUCAUUAGGUUAUUAACUUAUUAGAACAUAUCAGAAAGAAUUUAAACAGUCAAAUCUAGUAGAUCUGAUUUUGAAAAAAUUAACUUUUUAGGAAUAGGGGAACUAAAUGAUCAUAUUAUUUGA